This is a messenger RNA of Dermacentor andersoni, 820 nucleotides long. The record is from RefSeq and is a predicted model, not a curated record. NCBI's taxonomy places the organism in Eukaryota, Metazoa, Arthropoda, Arachnida, Ixodida, Ixodidae.
GGUAUUGGAUGAUAGCAUGUCGCAGUCUAGCUGUGUCUCCGUUGAUGUUGGUGCAAAGAGGGAUGUUGACACCCGUUGAAAUGGACCGUGAUGACCAGAACAACGUAUCAAAAAAUGUCCCAAGACACUCAUCUGGAUCUUCUCCAACGUACACUUCAACAGGGGAAACAAGCAUACAAAAGAAGAAAACGAACUUCAUUCAAUGCCUUGGAAAACUGCACUCCGAAGACCUGAACGUUUCAUCUGUGUGCACCGACAGGCACCUCCGAGAUUCGAAAACAUAUCAAGGAAAGAAAGGCAGGCCCAAAGCAUGAGAUGAACAGCUGGCGUGUUGUGAAAGGAGAAUUCUCGGGAAACGGCCAAAAAGCAGGAGCUCCAGCCCGUCCCCCCCCACCUAAACACAAGACCCUCCACGGGGCACCUUCGGGAAAUGGAGGAACUAACCAUUCACUAGAUGCACGACCGGCACCUCCACCUCGCCCACCGCCACCUGUUCCACCACGACGUCGACCCAGCGGCAGUGUCAAGUCAUCUUCGAAAAAUGGAGGAGCGUACCAUUCAAUAAAUGCACGACCGGCAGCUCCACCUCGCCCACCGCCACCUGUCCGACCACGACGUCGACCCAGCAGCAGUGUCAGAGGACCUUCCGGCAAGAUACCUCCACCCCGUCCACCACUACCUAAGCUUGGAGCCCCUAAGAAAGGAUCUUCCGGCAAAUUACGUCCACCCGUUCCACCACGACCUAAGAUUGGAGCCCGUUGAGUAUGUACCCUCCUGUUCACCUUCCGUGCAAGCAGCACAACGCGAAAGCCACUGCGCC